This is a messenger RNA of Homarus americanus (American lobster), 926 nucleotides long. RefSeq lists its product as uncharacterized. The record is from RefSeq and is a predicted model, not a curated record. Lineage: Eukaryota; Metazoa; Arthropoda; Malacostraca; Decapoda; Nephropidae. Bases 21 to 926 code for a protein of 301 amino acids. The transcript is spliced from 5 exons.
UCCCAGCACCAGCAGCAGAGAUGACUCGGGGAGUGAGAGUAUGUGUGAUAGCGGUGGUGGCCGUCCUCACGCUGGCUGCCUUGCCUGUCUCACCACUCAAGGUCACAGAUAGCAACCAGAGUCACAUGGAGCUGAGAGGAAACAGAAGCAUUGUGAAGGAUCCCGAAAUGAAUGACAAGAGUGAUAUAAUGAGCCACUCCUUGUACUUGGGGGACCUCGCCAUGCAGAACAGAGGGAAGCCCUCUAAAAACAAGGGGAAGCCCUCUAAGAACAAGGGGAAGCCCUCUAAGAACAAGGGGAAGCCCUCUAAGAACAAGGGGAAGCCCUCUAAGAACAAGGGGAAGCCCUCUAAGAACAAGGGGAAGCACGCGAUGCGUGGUCGGAGUUGCAAGAAGUGUAAAAAGAAUCCGCGGAAGAACGUGGAGCUCUCACCCUGGGAGUCUGUGUGUAUAUCCGUGCGUCGUGGUAAGGGCGCCUUCCCAGAGAAGUGGACACUGAAAGUGAAGCCUCCAGCGUGGAGUCCUUGGCAUCUAAACAUCACUUGUCCCCGCAUAUACGGGAAGUACAGGAAGGGACAAGGUCCGCCCGUCUUCAGUAUCACCGAGGGAGAAAAAUCAUCUUGGCAAGUUCAUGAUUCUAAAGCAGCUAUUCCUAUAUGUGAUGGGAUCCAGAGGAACUUGACCCAGAUGUUAUCAGUUUUCUCUAGCCCAACGAUGGUGGCUAGGGUGUGUUGGGCGGCAGGGGACGGGAGAAAGGGAGAUUUGAGGCUCGCUGAUGAUGAAGCUCCUGCGUUCAGUGCAGGCGUAAGUAACGCCCUCAUGGGCGCUCGCGAGGAUGGUUAUACUCUCACUGCCAGUGGAGAAGGCCCAAUCAUGGACCUUGAUCUUACUGUGGGCCUGGUGCUCAGGGAUCCACACAGCUGGUAG